UGCCUAUGGUACUACGGUAGAUCGUCUCGAGAGAAAGGAGGAGUUGAACAUUAAAAACACUUCCUGCUUCAAUGUGCGUUGCAAGCAAAUGUCUGAUGUCCAGGAAGGUCCCUACUCAAGCGCUCCAGAAUAUUAAGAAUGGCUCUCUUGGACUCCACUCAGUCGGAAAAAGACGAGUCCUUUAUCCUGAGAGCGACUAAGAUCGCUGCGGUUGUGGCUCUUUACUGGUUCAUCUCGAUUUCUAUGGUUUUCCUGAACAACUACCUGUUAGAAAACAAGGAUCUGGACGCGCCUAUCUUCAUCACUUUUUUCCAGUGUAUCGUUAGCGUUGGACUGUGUUGGAUCUUGAACUUUCUCUCUAAAUUAUGUCCUGGAUUCGUGGAUUUCCCGUCUUUAAAAUUUGAUUUUAGAGUGUCCAGAGAGAUUCUGCCGCUGACCAUCGUGUUCAUCGGCAUGAUCACAUUCAACAACUUGUGCCUGAAAUACGUGGGAGUUGCCUUCUACACCGUUGGUCGGUCGCUUUCCACGGUUUUUAACGUUGCUCUGUCAUACGCGGUUCUGAAGCAAACCACGUCAUUCUACGCGGUGCUGUGUUGCGGAGUCAUUCUUGGUGGAUUCUGGCUGGGUGUGGACCAAGAAUCUGUGGCAGGUUCCCUUUCUUGGACGGGUGUUGUUUUCGGCGUCGUUGCCAGUCUUUGUGUAUCUCUCAAUGCCAUCUACACCAAAAAAGUGAUGCCGGUGGUGGAUGGAAACAUCUGGAAGCUCUCCUACUACAACAACCUCAAUGCCAUUGUACUUUUUAUUCCACUUAUUGCCUUUUCUGGCGAACUGAAAAGCGUGUUGGAGUUUAACCGACUGACACAUUUACAUUUUUGGGGCAUGAUGAUUGUGGGUGGAAUCUUUGGCUUUGCCAUUGGUUACGUGACAGGACUUCAGAUCAAGUUCACCAGUCCAUUGACUCACAAUGUGUCCGGCACAGCCAAAUCCUGCGCACAGACCGUGUUGGCGGUGGUCCACUUGGGCUCCAGUAAGAGUAAUCUCUGGUGGACAAGCAAUAUGAUGGUGCUGGUGGGAUCCUUCGCCUACACCUGGGUCAAAGGACUCGAGAUGAAGAAAGUUCAAGUGCCUCCGGAAACAGAGAACACAAGCAGUCUGAAAAGUAAAGAUGAUUCUAUGGUGUGAAAACUGUUUUUGGAGUAACUUUCUUGUAGAGACUGUCUGUUCAGCACAUCUGUAUAUACAUAGGUGUAUUUAUAUGGGCAUUUGAAUGUCUGAUGUUACUUUGUAAGAUACAGGAUAAUUAUUAAAACCUGCUUAACAAAA
Molecule: messenger RNA, 1323 nt
Organism: Carassius gibelio (silver crucian carp)
Lineage: Eukaryota; Metazoa; Chordata; Actinopteri; Cypriniformes; Cyprinidae
Gene: slc35c1
Product: solute carrier family 35 member C1
Exons: 3
Coding region: 139-1182 (347 amino acids)
Biological process (GO): protein O-linked glycosylation via fucose; GDP-fucose import into Golgi lumen
Cellular component (GO): Golgi apparatus
Molecular function (GO): antiporter activity
Source: RefSeq, a predicted model, not a curated record